Molecule: messenger RNA, 1067 nt
Organism: Zingiber officinale
Lineage: Eukaryota; Viridiplantae; Streptophyta; Magnoliopsida; Zingiberales; Zingiberaceae
Product: caffeoyl-CoA O-methyltransferase 4-like
Exons: 5
Coding region: 76-813 (245 amino acids)
Molecular function (GO): S-adenosylmethionine-dependent methyltransferase activity; O-methyltransferase activity
Source: RefSeq, a predicted model, not a curated record
CUCUUUUUAUUCCACCGCCGUGGGAACUGGGACAGGCACCUGCUCCCUCCAGUCGCGGCGAAAGUGAGAUCCGCCAUGGCCUCCGAGAACAAGGAUGGAGAGCAGCACAGGCACCAGGAAGUCGGCCACAAGAGCCUCCUCCAGAGCGACGCCCUCUACCAAUACAUUCUGGAGACGAGCGUGUACCCCCGCGAGCCCGAGCCGAUGAAGGAGCUCCGAGAUAUCACCGCCAAGCAUCCAUGGAACUUGAUGACGACUUCGGCGGACGAGGGGCAGUUCUUGGGGAUGCUUCUGAAGCUCAUCAACGCCAAGAACACGAUGGAGAUCGGCGUCUACACGGGCUACUCUCUGCUCGCCACCGCCCUCGCCCUCCCUGACGACGGCAAGAUCCUGGCGAUGGACAUCAACCGGGAGAACUUCGAGAUCGGGCUGCCCGUCAUCCAGAAGGCCGGCGUCGCCCACAAGAUCGACUUCCGUGAAGGCCCCGCCCUCCCCGUCCUCGACCAAUUGGUCGAAGAUGCGAAGAAUCACGGGUCCUUUGACUUCGUGUUUGUGGACGCGGACAAGGACAACUACAUCAACUACCACAAGCGGCUGCUGGAGCUGGUGAAGGUGGGCGGCGUGAUCGCGUACGACAACACGCUGUGGAACGGGUCGGUGGUGGCGCCGCCGGACGCGCCGAUGCGCAAGUACAUCCGCUACUACCGCGACUUCGUCAUCGAGCUCAACAAGGCGCUCGCCGCCGACGAGCGUAUCGAGAUCUGCCAGCUCCCCGUCGGCGACGGCGUCACCAUCUGCCGUAGGGUCAAAUGAGUUGAUAAUUAAUCGCCAAAACUUGCUACUGCUACUGCAAAUCUAUAAAUCUAUCUCCCUGUUUCAUUACAACGUUAAUUUGAUGGUGUGUGAUCACAGCGAACAAUUCCCUUUCAGUUGAGUUUCUGGGAAAUUUCCACAAGAAGGCUUGCAUUUAUAUUGUGUUUUCAUUUAAAGAAAGGGUAGAAAAAUGUAUUGUUUCUUGCAUUGUUUCUUCUUUUGCCCAAAGAGAGAAUAUGCCCUGCUUCACUCAA